AUGCCCAGGCGCCGUCGCCCACCUCGGCGAGGCCGGGCAAGGCAGCAGUGGAGGCAGCGAGCACAGGGUGCUGCCGGUGCCGCGUUCCGAGGUGCCGUGGCGCUUCCCGUCGCCGCGGGGUCAAAGGCAGCCGGGGAGGAAACGGAAGAUACAUCGGGUAGUUGCUUUGAAGUUGUUACAAUGGAAAAGUCAGGUGCGGAGCAGCCAUCGGCAUCCUCAGAUAGAAGAGCAGUCGGAGAGGCCAAGAACGGGGACCCAGCAGAAAAGCCUCUGCAUGCAGAAGCUGCAGGCACUGUACAGUCAGAGGAGGGCUGCGAGCAGCAGUCUUCUCUGGAGCAGGCAGCUCUGAAGGAACAGGAGCCGUCGCCUUUAGCACAGUGGGAGUUACCCAGCGAAGGACUAGGCAAUCAAGAAACGGUCGGAAAUAACGAGCGAGCUGUAUUUGAGCCAGAUGCCCCAUUCAGCGCAUCAUCUGAGAGCACAACUCCUGUUACCAAUGAGAAUUAUUUUACUUUACUUGAAUUAAGAAAUUCAGAAAGGGAAGAACAAGCAUCUCAAAACUCAGUACUAUCAGAGCAUACGGCAAGUGGGACAGUAACAGGAAGCAUGAUUGAGGAUGAUGAAGCUCUUAGGAGGACUAGGGCUAACUUUGAUGAAACUAUCCAGUCUGAGAAGUUAUGUCUUGAUCAGGAAUGUUUUCCUGGGAAAGCAGUUCAACAGGAUUACCACAUGCCUGAUGUCAUAACUGUCAGAGUACAAACAGAUUCUGAUUCAUUCCAAGAUGUAGUUGUAAAAAUUGAAAGACCUACCUAUCGUAAACCAUUUCUGGGUGGAUUUAAGAACAGGAUAACAGGAGUGGAAUUUCAUAACGCAGGAUCACAAACGAUACCCAAAAAACGACCUGACAAAUCUGACAUGCAUUUUUUUCCCCAGACUGUUUUUGAAAAAAAUAAGCCACAACAAACAAAAAAUACAACAUCAACACAGAUGACUAAAAUUGGCCUGUAUGUGUCAAACAGGACUGACAAACUAGUAAGUCCUGGCAAGUAUCUUACAGCGGAAGAAUACCAUAAACGAAGACUUGAAGCAGUAAUAGUAUUACAGACAUAUUUCCGUCGUUGGCAUGCUAUAAAUGUAGUACAAAAUCUGAGGGAAGAAAAGAGGUUAAGGCUGGCAUGGGAGGCACAACAAGAGUUACAGAAAAAAAAAGAGAAAGAAGAAAAACUGAGAAGGGAGCACGAACGAAGACUGAACCCUAAAACAAAAGAAGACUUUGAGCUACUGUACCAUGCUUUAAAGUUAUGGAGGCAGGAGGAGACUGAACGGAUUAACAGAACUCUUACUGGAGCUGAAAGAAAAGCAGCAUUUUGUGGACUUCUGGAACAAGAGGCACAGAUGAUUGCUUCCAUUGGGAGACACAAACUAAAUGCAGAUGAGGAGAAUCAACAAAAAGCAAUACUGCACUUUUUGGAUAAGUGUGCACAACCUAAGAGAUGGAGAGCGUGUGAUGGAAAAAUCACUGAAAUGGAUACACAGUACACACUCCGUGCCAGAGAACUAUUUGAAAUCUACCGCAGCAUUAGCAUGAAUGACAUCCCGAAAGAUGAGAGAAUAGAUGUGCUGUUAACACUCAGACGUACAGUGAAGGAACAUGAAUGUAAAUUAACACAGGAAAUAGUGGAAUUAAUUGACAGGGAAGUUGAUCUUAUGUCAAGAGAGGUGAAAGAAUGCAACUUAGAAGGACUGAGGAAAAGAAUUUGUACAUUAUUUCUUCAGUAUAUUAAAACUCCCAAGUUUAACCCUGAGGUUGCUAGGAUACUUAAGGUUCCACCAGAUCCCUUAAAGCUUUAUAAAAAUGUUAACUUCUGUCAUAGUUGCGAAAAUUACUUGCCAUCCACCGAGUUUCCUGUUCCUGCUAAUUCCCACACCGUUGGCAGAUGUCGCUUGUGUUGCAAGCUUGAUAAUGAGGCUCGGCGACAAGAAGCAUUUUUGAAGUACAAACUUAUACUAGAAAAUCUCAGAAAGUCUGAAGCUGAUUAUCAGGAUGGUGCUAAAAUUGUUUUCUUAGUUCAGCAUCAAGAUCUGCAGUACAUGAUUGAGAAUAUAUGGGGCUGUCAGUCAGCUCUCAGUGCCUGCAGUAACCUCUAUGAUUUGGUUAUGGUCAGAUGGGAUAAGCAACAUGAGUGGUCUCCAUGGAACACUAUUCUCCUCACUAAAGAUGAGGCAGAUGCACAUCUUAGGCUGUGUAACCUUCAGGAGGCUUAUGAAGCGGCAUUUAUUCACAGAAUGAAACAUAAGCAUAUCCGGGCAAAAAGCUACUUUGCUCAGAUUCCAACAAUGGCAUCAUUUUUGCAUAGGAGUGACAAUCAGGCUAAUGCGAAUGAAUUUUUAAUAGCUACGCCUAUUGCUACUGGUACAAAACCAUAAGUCUUAGGUGAAGUUAACUGAAGUUAAAGAAGUUAACUGAAUUAUUGAUUAAUACAAUUUCCUUUGUUUUAAAGAAAUGUCCUUUUUCAUGAAUACCUUAAUUGUAUUACACAUAUCAAAAUAAACUUC
This is a messenger RNA of Nipponia nippon (crested ibis), 2556 nucleotides long. The record is from RefSeq and is a predicted model, not a curated record. NCBI's taxonomy places the organism in Eukaryota, Metazoa, Chordata, Aves, Pelecaniformes, Threskiornithidae.